Messenger RNA from Hyposmocoma kahamanoa, 1278 nucleotides. RefSeq names its product ribosomal RNA-processing protein 8. The coding region runs from base 1 to 1278 and encodes 425 amino acids. Gene Ontology annotation, cellular component: nucleolus; chromatin silencing complex; rDNA heterochromatin. NCBI's taxonomy places the organism in Eukaryota, Metazoa, Arthropoda, Insecta, Lepidoptera, Cosmopterigidae. Gene Ontology annotation, biological process: cellular response to glucose starvation; regulation of transcription by glucose; rDNA heterochromatin formation. The record is from RefSeq and is a predicted model, not a curated record. The transcript is spliced from 6 exons. Gene Ontology annotation, molecular function: methyltransferase activity.
AUGUUUAAAAUACCAGAUUGGGAGGCGGAUAUUUCAAAAACCCAUGUGGAUUUCCUUAAUAAUAUUUCGAAAAAGAAAGCAAAACGGCCAAAAGAGUCUAAUGCUGUUCAAAUUCAGAAUAAGAAAAACAGUGUGGACAAAAAACUGGAUACUGUACAAAUACAACCGAAGGUCAUUAUUAAAAACAAGCAAUUACGAAAGAAACAAUUAGAAGAAAAGAAAGUGAAUACAAAAUCAUUAAUAAAUGGCAACAUUAACCAUUUACAAAAGAAACAAACGCUAAAUGUACCUGUGAAAAUAGCUGCUGAGACUGAAUCUACAAAUUUAGAAGAGAAAAAUAAAUCUCCUAAAAAGCGCAAAGCAAAUGAUACUAUAGUAAAUGAACAUAAUGAAGCUGGUCUUAAUGUUAAAGUCAAAGACUUAGAUUUCGACAGAGCUGAUGAAUUAAUAGUAAAUGCUAAGAAAAAGAAGUUAAAUCAAGUAUAUCAAGAAGAAGACAAGGAAGAGGAAUUAUUCCCUCAAGAAAACAAAAAUAGGCUAUAUUUGAAGAAACAGAAAAUAAAGCAAAUGCUGGUCAAGAAUAAUGUGAACAGAAAUUCUAUUAAGGUUAAUGGGAAUGAUCUUAGGACACGCAUGUUGGAAAGGCUUAAAGCGGCUCAAUUCAGGUACAUAAAUGAGAAGCUGUACACUUCAACUGGCUCAGAAGCGAAAGAACUCUUUCAAUCCGAUCCAUCAGCUUUCCAGACUUACCACCAAGGAUACCAACUACAGGUGAAGAAGUGGCCCGUCAACCCACUCGAUGUCAUUGUGAAAAAGAUUUUGAAAAUGCCUAAAAGUUAUAUAAUAGCCGACAUGGGUUGCGGCGAAGCGACCUUAUCAAAGCGAGUUCCCCAUGCCGUGAGAUCCUUCGACCUAGUGUCUACUACUCCAGGUGUAGAAGUAUGUGACAUGGCGCGGACACCGCUGCUGGCUGCCUCGGUUGAUGUCGCUGUAUACUGUCUUGCGUUAAUGGGAACUGAUCUUACACAGUACUUGGUUGAAGCAAACAGGAUUCUUAAAAUGGGAGGCCAACUUCAAAUCGCCGAAGUAGAGAGCAGAUUUGAUAACGUGGAAUCGUUCGCCCACGAUGUAGAGAAGCUAGGCUUUAAGUUGAAGAAUUUGGACAAGAGCCAUAAAGUAUUUUUCUUCAUGCAGUUUGUCAAAAUUAGAGACUCGCCCAAAAAGAAAAAUAAACUUCCUUCAUUAACUUUAAAACCUUGUUUGUAUAAGAGACGAUGA